AUGUACAAGGACCAGCAGCGCUCCAUGAUGUGGGAGACCACCGUGAGGAAGACCCAGCAGCAGCAGCAGCUCUCUGUGGGCCGCCGGCGCGGCUGCGGCAUCUUCCCGGCGACUUCCGUCGUCCCCUCGGCCGACGACGAUGACGGCUCAUCAGCCGCCUCCCCCACCGCCGCCGCCGACGAGCUCUCCGGCGGCGGUGGCGGCGGGGCGGCGGCGGAGGAGGAAACCUACCACGCGGAGCGCCUCCUCCCCAACGGCGACUUCUACACCGGCCUCUGGACCGGCAACCUGCCCCACGGCGGCGGCAAGUACCUCUGGACCGACGGCUGCAUGUACGAGGGCGAGUGGUCGCUAGGGAAGACGACGGGGAAGGGCAAGUUCUCCUGGCCCUCCGGCGCCACCUACGAGGGCGAGUUCAAGGCCGGCUUCAUGGAUGGCUUCGGUACCUACACCGGCGCCGCCGGCGACACCUACCGUGGCACCUGGUGCAUGAACCUCAAGCACGGCCGCGGCAGGAAAUGCUACGCCAACGGCGACAUCUACGACGGCGAGUGGCGCGCCGGCGUGCAGGACGGCCACGGCCGAUACGUUUGGAAGAACUGCAACGAGUACGCCGGCGCGUGGAAGGCCGGCGCCAUCCACGGCCGUGGGAAGCUCGCCUGGGCCAACGGGAACUGCUACGAUGGCGAGUGGGAGGACGGCGUGCCCUCCGGCAAGGGCCAGUUCCGGUGGGCCGACGGCAGCCGCUACGUCGGCGUGUGGAGCAGGGAGAGGACCGUGAAGAAGGGCGUCUUCUACCCCUCGCCGGCGGCGGCGGCGGCUGCGGCGGCAGCAGGGGAGGCGAUGGUGAGGGACCUGCAAGAGGCGGUGGCAGUCGAUCUCGGGGACUGUAAGAUCUGCCCCGGGGAGAGUGUCUCCAUCUUGCCGUCGCAGAAGACGCUCAACUGGUCGGGGAUCGAGGCGGAGUUCCUGCACAAGCAGGCGGCGUGGAGGUCAUCUAAGGCGGCGGAUUCGGGCGGCCCCGCCGCACGCCGGCGGGCCUCGGUGGAUGGCUUGAGGGGCGGUGGCAGGCGGAGCAGCAACAGCAACAGCUUCCACAACGCCUCCGGCGGCGGCGACCGGGGAUUGGACAAGUUUUGCGUGUGGGCGUCGGAGGGGGACAUCACCUGCGAGAUCGUCGACGGCGGCGGAGCCGCCUCUGCGGUGACUGCGGCGGGGGGAAGGGAAAGCAAUGCCGACGCCCCCGGAGAAGGAUCAGACGGGAAACAGAUGAAGUGGGCACCCAGAGAGACGAAGAAGCAGGGGGAGACCAUCUCCAAGGGCCACAAGAACUACGAGCUCAUGCUCAAUCUCCAGCUGGGCAUCAGGUACCUCCGCCGAUCAUCGAGGCUCUCGAUCUGCUUUCUGUUCAAGAACAAGUUUUUUUUGUUUUUUGCUAUUUAUGGUAAAAUUGAUCACUCUGCAACUCUGUCGGGUUGCAGGUACUCGGUGGGGAAGCCGGCGCCGGCUACGACCUUCGAUCUGAAGGCGUCGGCUUUUGACCCCAAGGAGAAAGUGUGGACCAAGUUCCCUCCGGAGGGGACCAAGCACACGCCGCCGCACCAGUCCUGCGAGUUCAAGUGGAAGGACUACUGCCCCGUGGUCUUCAGGUCAACUCCCCCGGGAUGACCGGAAUUGGAAAAAAACGAAUCUUUGAUGAUACUGGAAGUAGUCGGCGUUGACUCUCGGCUCGAUUGUUCUUCCCAGGACCCUGAGGAAGCUGUUCAAGAUUGACGCCGCCGACUACAUGAUCUCCAUUUGCGGGAAUGACGCCCUGAGGGAGCUCUCAUCACCGGGGAAGAGCGGGAGCUUCUUCUACCUGACCCACGACGAUCGUUACAUGAUAAAGACAGUGAAGAAGUCCGAGGUCAAGGUGGGCAUUGACAACUGUCUAGUUCGUUGACCUGGCUCUCUCUCUCUCUCUCUCUCUCUCUCUCUCUCUCUCUCUCUCUCUCUCUCUCUCUCUCUCUCUCUCUCUCCCUCUGUCUCUCUCUGUCUGUCUGUCUGUCUCUCUCUCUCUCUCUCUCUCUCCCUCCCUCCCUCUCUCUCUCUCUCUCUCUCUCUCUCUCUCUCUCUCUCUCUCUCUCUCUCUCUCUCUCUCUCUCUCUCUCUCUCUCUCUCUCUCUCUCUCUCUCUCUCUCUCUGUCUUAUCUUUCUCGCUCCAGGUCCUUCUGAGGAUGCUGCCGGCCUACUACAACCACGUUCGGGCAUUUGAGAACACCCUCGUCACCAAGUUCUUCGGCCUCCACUGCGUCAAGCUGACUGGCGCCACCCAGAAGAAGGUACACCGCCAUUUGACCGUCAUCAUCAUCAACAUCCUUUUAGUUUUUUUUUCUGCGGAGGAAAAACUCAGCAUAUUAAGCUAUGAACGGGAAAUCUGUUCUUCAUACGUAGCAGGUCCGAUUUGUCAUAAUGGGAAAUCUCUUCUGCUCCGAGUAUUCCAUCCAUAGACGAUUCGAUCUGAAGGGGUCCUCCCAUGGCCGGACGACCGACAAGCCGGAAGAUCAGAUCGACGAGACCACGACCCUCAAGGACCUCGAUCUCAACUUCUUGUUCCGUUUACAGAGAUCUUGGUUCCAAGAGUUCCAGAGGUAGCAUCAAAUUGCGAAUAAUAAGUUUUUAAUCCUGCAGAUUAAGUUUUUUUUUGAAAGCUCGCACGCUGUUGUUGCAGGCAGGUGGAUCGAGACUGUGAGUUCCUCGAGCAGGAGAGGAUCAUGGAUUACAGCCUCUUGGUGGGCUUACACUUUAGGGAGACUGCGACUACCCCUGGAGAUCACCAGGGAGGGGAAAGUCAGCCCUCUGGAUCUCUCUCCUCUUCCUGCUCUCGCUAAUCUGACCAAACUUUCUCUAACCCACGCGUCCACGCCCUGUUAUCUUCUCCAGCAGCAAUCUUCGACCGUGCAAGUAACUCGAGCGAAGCCACCCCUAGGCUCUCCAGAGUGGACAUGGAUCAGCUUCUCUGCGAUCCGACCAGGUUCACAGAAGUCAACCCGGAUGCUUCCUCUACUCAACUCUCUCCAGCAUCACCGGAUGCCCUGAUUCUCCUUUAACCAUGUCUGGGUCGUUGACCGGCAGGUGGGCGACCAUCCGGCUCGGGGUCAACAUGCCGGCGAGGGUGGAGCAGACGCAGCAGCAGAGGAGCGAGGGCGAGUCGCCCCCGCCGGUGGGGGAGACUUUUGACGUGGUGCUCUUCUUCGGCAUCAUCGACAUUCUGCAGGACUACGACAUCAGCAAGAAGCUGGAGCACGCGUACAAGUCAAUCCAGUACGACCCCACCUCGAUAUCCGCCGUUGACCCGAAGCAGUACUCGCGGCGGUUCCGGGACUUCAUCUUCAAGGUGUUCAGGGAAGACCCGUGA
Molecule: messenger RNA, 3397 nt
Organism: Spirodela intermedia
Lineage: Eukaryota; Viridiplantae; Streptophyta; Magnoliopsida; Alismatales; Araceae
Source: the annotation of a GenBank genome assembly